AUGGCUAAGGAAUCCAAAGAAGUUAAGUCCGAAGACAACUAUGAAACUAGAAUGCCAGCUGUUCUGUCAUUUGCUAAACCAUUAGCUUCUAAGAAACUAAACAAGAAGGUCCUGAAGACUGUUAAGAAAGCCUCUAAGGCCAAGAAUGUCAAGAGAGGUGUCAAGGAAGUCGUCAAGGCUCUAAGAAAGGGUGAUAAAGGUCUAGUUAUUAUUGCUGGUGAUAUCUUCCCAGCUGAUGUCAUUUCUCAUAUCCCUGUUUUGUGUGAAGAUCACUCAGUUCCAUAUAUUUUCAUUCCAUCUAAACAAGAUUUGGGUUCUGCUGGUGCUACCAAGAGACCAACAUCUGUUGUUUUCAUUGUACCAGGUAGUAACAAGAAGAAGGAUGGUAAGGCUAAGGAAGAGGAAUACAAGGAUUCUUUCAACGAAAUAGUAAAGGAGAUUUCCGCUUUCUAA
Molecule: messenger RNA, 453 nt
Organism: Maudiozyma saulgeensis
Lineage: Eukaryota; Fungi; Ascomycota; Saccharomycetes; Saccharomycetales; Saccharomycetaceae
Source: the annotation of a GenBank genome assembly